Notolabrus celidotus (New Zealand spotty) is the source of this 500-nucleotide messenger RNA. RefSeq names its product homeodomain-interacting protein kinase 4-like. Gene Ontology annotation, cellular component: cytoplasm; nucleus; PML body. The record is from RefSeq and is a predicted model, not a curated record. Gene Ontology annotation, molecular function: protein serine/threonine kinase activity; ATP binding; protein tyrosine kinase activity. Gene Ontology annotation, biological process: smoothened signaling pathway; peptidyl-threonine phosphorylation; positive regulation of transcription by RNA polymerase II. The coding region runs from base 81 to 500 and encodes 139 amino acids. The transcript is spliced from 3 exons. NCBI's taxonomy places the organism in Eukaryota, Metazoa, Chordata, Actinopteri, Labriformes, Labridae.
UUCACUGCAAUACUAUUCACUGACCCAGUUAGUUGAAGAUCUCCUUGUAGUAUAUUUGUUUGGAAAACCUUUUUAGUAAAAUGUCUCAGAGUUCAGCCUCAUCGCGCCGUCUGUCGGCAGAUAAAGACUGUUUGGUGAACGACAUCAUCAUCAACAGCACCAGUUCUUAUCUCGUCCAGGACUUCAUCGGAAAAGGAUGCUUUGGCAAAGUUGCCAAGUCCGUGAAUUUAUUCACAGGAAAGGACGUAGCUCUUAAGAUUAUAACAUCUGAGGACAGCAGAGCCUCAAAAAGAGAGCUCAAAAUGCUGGAGGCUAUCCGUUGUCUUGACCCAGUCAAGACAAAUGUGGUUCAUUUCCUUGAGACGUUUGAGCACAGAGGUCUGACCUGUCUGGCUUUUGAGAAGCUGGACAGAAACCUGUUCCAGCUUUUGAUGGACAGACAUGAGAAUCCUCUGUCGCUCAAUGAGAUAAGACCAAUUGCAUAUCAGUCGUGUCUGUAA